This is a messenger RNA of Prorocentrum cordatum, 495 nucleotides long. Lineage: Eukaryota; Dinophyceae; Prorocentrales; Prorocentraceae. The record is from the annotation of a GenBank genome assembly.
AUGGCGCUCUCGAUGAGCAAGGACUGGCAGAGCCUCAUCAGCCUCGACGCGCUAAACCAGGCCGACCACAAGCACGCGUGGAAGAGAUACCAAUCGAGUAACCGAUCCAAGCUGACCAACGAGAUCAUGGAUGGCGACUCCAUCAUAAUUUUGGAUGGGGACGGGGAGCUGCGCCGGAUAGUGUCCCUCGUGGCCAUGCGGAUAUACAACGAGCAAGGCCUGCUGCUCAUACAGAUGGGCAAGCUCAAGUCGGGGACGAUGGCGCCGGCGUGCCAGCUGCCAGGGGGCAAGCAGAGGCAGCGCGAGCUGGUCAUGGACACCCUGCAGAGACUGCUGGAGACGAAGAUGGCUCCGAUUGCUCGCAAGGUGGAAGCCCUGAGCAUCGAGCGAGAGGUCGAGACGCUACAGUCGAAGAAGUUUCACAUUCGCACUAAGUACUUCCGAAACGUGGUUCACAUGGCGUACGGGUGUUCAGCUCACGCGCCGUCCAUCUAG